Molecule: messenger RNA, 1539 nt
Organism: Benincasa hispida (wax gourd)
Lineage: Eukaryota; Viridiplantae; Streptophyta; Magnoliopsida; Cucurbitales; Cucurbitaceae
Product: Fcf2 pre-rRNA processing protein
Biological process (GO): RNA processing
Cellular component (GO): nucleolus
Molecular function (GO): RNA binding
Source: RefSeq, a predicted model, not a curated record
AAAACUCAUUGGACGAGAUCAACAGUUUGACUGGUUUGCUGGGUAUCUUGUCGUUCACUUCCUGUCUUCCCAAGAUCAAUAUGUUGUACAAAAUCACAUACGUUAUUGUUGGUUCCUCGAGACUUUUGAGAUUCUGAUUUUUAUGGCUAGUUGGUGAAUACAGUUCACGUCGAUUGUUUUCGUUCGAGUCUUCCUAUUCGAUGGCCUUAUGAAAUCUCUGUUUAACAAAAAAAAAAAAAAAAAAAGGGUCCAACCAGCAAUAGUUAUUAUUUAUUUUCAAAUCUUCCACCCUACUGCACUAAAAAAAACCACAAUUUAUUUUAAUUAUUUAUUACUAUUAUUAUUUUGAAAAAAGAAGACCGCUUCCUAUCUCUCGCAAACCCUCGUGAAAAGAGGGCGUCACAAACCCUCGCUUUCUCACUCUCUUGCUGUUUCCUACCCAACCUCCCUCAAUCUUCCUCAGUCUCCCGAUCUUGCACUGGGCCAGACGGGUUAAGCCGUGGGUUUGUUCACUUGGAGAUGUCAGAAAAAAAGCCUAUCAUUGGCCUCUCUUGGGAGCCAAAGCUGCCAGCCUCUUCAUCGGGGAUCAGAACUAAAGCUUGUGACAAAUCAAAUACUCAAGCAGAAAACGGUCUUGUUUGGAAAACCAAUUCAGAGCUUGUAGAUGGGUUGUUUGUUCCACCAAACAACCCAAAAAAGCUGAACAAGUUAUUGAGAAAGCAAGUUCGCGACACGGCUGGGAGGAAUUGGUUUGACAUGCCAGCACAAACCAUGACCCCUGAAGUGGAAAAAGAUUUGCGCUUGUUGAAGCUGAGGAGUGUCAUUGAUCCCAAGAGACACUACAAGAAGGGUGAUUCAAAAUCAAAAACACUUCCCAAAUAUUUCCAGGUGGGAACUGUGGUUGAGUCUUCUUUGGACUUCUUCUCGGGUAGAUUAACAAAGAAGGAAAGGAAAGCAACGCUUGCAGACGAACUGCUAUCCGACCAGGCCCUCACUCAGUACAGAAAACGCAAAGUUCAAGAAAUUGAAGAGCAGAAUCGACCUGCUGGCAAUGAUAAAUGGAAAAUAAGGGGUCGUCAUUCUCGAAAACGAGCAAAGGAUAGGAGGAACUAGUUAAGUUCCCUCAAAUUUUUGACGUGUAAGCCAGAUAAAUACAGCAGGAUCAAAAACCAAGUUAGGUGGGGGCUGUGACCCAGUGUGAUACAGAAGUAUGUGAAUUCAUGAUUAGUACUGCCGGCUCAACAUGAUUUAUGGGCUAGAUAAAGUCCUCCAAAUGUUCCUCCCCCUAUUGAAUUGAUGAUCUGUAAUAGGAGUAGAAAUGUUCUUCAGGUUUUUUAUUCAACCUGUAACUGAGAAAUUAUGCUUAUCUGUCUCUAAGUGUAACAUAUUCUUGGAGAAAAAAGGUUUGGAAGAAAGUGCUUUUUGGGGAACGGACGUGCUGUCCAUAAACCAUGUAGAACUACGAACAUAGCUCAUUACUGACGUUUUGUUUUUAAAAGUGAAUUUUAUAGAGUUGAGAAGACAAAAGUUAAAUGGUAA